This is a messenger RNA of Venturia canescens, 944 nucleotides long. Its product is annotated as ADP-ribosylation factor-like protein 16. The record is from RefSeq and is a predicted model, not a curated record. The transcript is spliced from 3 exons. Bases 174 to 731 code for a protein of 185 amino acids. NCBI's taxonomy places the organism in Eukaryota, Metazoa, Arthropoda, Insecta, Hymenoptera, Ichneumonidae. Gene Ontology annotation, molecular function: GTPase activity; GTP binding.
UUAGCAUUGUAGAGUUUGCAAUAGUGUGAAAAUCAAACGGUCGACAGUCAUUUUUCAGUAACAAAAGCUUACAGCCUCUCAGAAACUAUAUUUACAUAAAAAAUCGAAAAAUAAUUGUAUUUAUUGAUAUAACGAAAUCAACUAUCACAAUCAAGCCCUAGAAAACCCUCGAUAUGUGUCUUUGCCUCGGUCCAGCAAAAUCUGGCAAAACUUUGCUUAUGAAAAGACUCCAAGGUGAAGAUAUCGACGACGCUACUCAAACGGUCCCUACGAACGGUGUUGAUCUUUAUACCGUCAAAAAUUCUGAUGGUCACUUUGAUAUGGUAAUCAAAGAAAUUGGCGGCAAUAUGGCACCAAUUUGGAAGCGUUAUUUCGACAAGGUCUACAAAAUAUUGUACGUCGUGGACGCGAGUAAUCUCUGUCAGAUAAGCGCUGCUGGUGUAUUGCUGUACUCAAUAUUGGUUGAUCCGAGGUUGCAGAACGUGAAGAUUGCUCUUGUGCUUGGAAAAAUGGAUCUUUCGUAUCGUCAGAUGAGAAACGAGGCUUUGUUGAUGCUACAUUUUAGCCGGUUACAACGAGAGGUCAAACAGAAGAUAACCGUGUUCGAGGCCAGUGGAAUGGAUGGUACAGGAAUUGAAGAAAUACGUUCUUGGCUCUUCGACCUAGAAACGCUAAAAAAAACUGGCGCACCACCUGAUUUUCUUCCACAGCCUAGUACUUCAAAAAAAUAAUCAUUCUUAUCCCGUUUAUUCAUGAAGGUGCAUCAGUUUCCUUAUUGAAGAAAGAUUCCAGUAUUCUUUUCUUGAAUCGUAGAUCACAAAUUUCUCUAAAAGUAUUCACACCGCGAGUAUUCCAUUUUUGUUAAACGAAGCCUGUUUGACUAAAUAAUCCCUCGGCUCCGAACAAAUUAAAGUGUACAAUAUUUUAUUUCACAAUUUACUUAA